Molecule: messenger RNA, 870 nt
Organism: Uranotaenia lowii
Lineage: Eukaryota; Metazoa; Arthropoda; Insecta; Diptera; Culicidae
Exons: 3
Coding region: 1-870 (289 amino acids)
Source: RefSeq, a predicted model, not a curated record
AUGAGCACACCACGAUCUAAAAAUCAGUUGUCUACUCGACGGACAACCCUACUGGCCUCUCUCACCCGUGCUGGAAACUUUGUCGACAACUUCGAGGAGGAACGGGACGGGCUCGAAGUGCCUCUUCGAUUGGAGGACUUAGACCGUCUGUGGACAUCGUUGGAGGAAGUGCAAACACAACUAGAGGAUCUGGAAACCAGCAAAGAAGACGCUUCCGAAAAGGCAUACGGGGCCUGCAUCUACGCUAGGACCAUCAAUUCUGAAGGCGAUAUUAGAGUGCACCUGUUAGCAGCUAAAUCCCGUGUUGCACCACUCAAAAGAUUGUCUUUACCCCGACUUGAACUCUCCGCAGCACUCAUUGCCUCUCGUUUACACUCCCAGGUUAAACAAGCACUAGAUAUGGGUGACAUAAAAUCCACUUUCUGGUCCGAUUCCACUGUGACACUACAGUGGCUAAAAUCUCCUCCGAGUACUUGGAAGACCUUCGUAGCUAAUCGGGUUUCUGAGAUCCAAACUUCAACUCAUGGAUCAGUUUGGACUCAUGUUCCCGGGAGUCAAAACCCUGCCGAUCUUUUAUCCCGAGGAAUGCAAGUAAAGGACUUUUUAAAAAGCAAUUUGUGGGUACAGGGGCCGAGUUGGUUGUCUGAGGCAAUAGAGAACUGGCCAAAGUCGAAAGCACACAAUAAAGAAGAAACAGAAGAAGAAAGACACUUAGCAGUUGUGUCUUUACAGAUACCGAAAACGCGCCAUAUACCCCAUAUAAGUAUGUACGAUCCGAGACCAGAGCUGGAGGAAACGCCGACGACGCCACACCGCCAGCAGCAGAUCGGAGGAAAAGAUCUGUUGAGCUCUGGCUCUACGUUUGGAUAA